CGUGAGACGGUCGCUCGGCUUUCGGCGCGGUUUCUGCGGUUUGAAUUUGGUCUCGAGCCGCACCGUUGAGCGUCUGAUGACGCAGCGGCGUCUGAUUGGCUGCCCGCGGUCACGUGUCAGAGUGGGUCUGCUGAGCGGCCAUAUUAGUUCAGCUCAGUUCAUUCUCUCACGCGGCCGGACUCCGAGUAAGACGCGCGCUCGUCUCUGCGUUCUUUACCUCACAGUUUACGGUUAUAUUGCUGCAGCGUUAAAAGCAGAUCUGUUAGAGUCACACGGUGUUCGCUCGGCGCCUAUACUUGGUCAGUCAGAAGUCGGGCGGCAGAAUGGCGAGCACUCCGGCCGGACAGCAGCCGUCGUCCCGCGGCGGCAGCACUCCUCUGAGCCCCGCGCGGAUCUCCCGCCUGCAGGAGAAGCAGGAGCUGCAGCAGCUGAACGACCGGCUGGCCGCCUACAUCGACACGGUCCGCGGGCUGGAGUCCGAGAACAGCGUCCUGCAGCGGCAGCUCCGCGAGCGCGAGGAGGUGCGCAGCCGCGAGACCAGCGGCCUCAAAGCGCUCUACGAGACCGAGCUGGCGGACGCGCGCACGGCGCUGGACGACACGGCGCGGGAGCGCGCACGCCUGCAGCUCGAGCUGGGCAAGCUAGCGAGCGAGCACGAGCAGCUGCAGCACACGUAUGCCAAGAAGGAGGCUGACCUCUCCAGCUCUCAGGCCCGACUGAAGGAAGCUGAAGGCCUGCUGAACUGUAACGAGGCGGCGCUGAACACCGCUGUGUCUGAGAGGAAGGCGCUGGAGAGCAUGCUGACAGACCUGCAGCUUCACGUGCAGGAGGUACAUGUUAACAAGACUUUCUCAACAGAGCGCCGAGAAACCCACACUAAGAAAUGUGCCAUAAGGAUUUAUUUUUGUUUGUUUAAUAUUGAGUUACAUUCUUACUGCAUAUCUUUUAAUCAGUUUUUAUUAUUGCGCACAAGUUGUUCAGAGGAGGAGAUUAAGGACACACGGCACCGACACGAGACGCGUCUGGUGGAGGUGGACUCGGGCCGUCAGAUGGACUACGAGUUCAAACUGGCUGCGGCUCUGGCUGACAUGAGACAGCAGCACGACGAGCAGGUCCAGCUCUACAAGGACGAGAUGGAGCAGACCUACAUGGCCAAACUGGAGAACGUGCGUCUGUCGUCGGAGAUGAACAGCUCUUCAGCGAGUAUGGCCCGCGAGGAGCUGCAUGAGUCCACGCUGAGAGUGGAGAGUCUGUCUGCUCAGCUCACUAACCUGCAGAAAGAGGCGCGUGCGUGGCAGGAUCAGAUCCGUGAACUGGAGGCGGCUCUGAGCCGCGAGAAGGAUCUGAGCCGCAGGUUACUGGCAGAGAAAGAGCGAGAGAUCGCAGAGAUCAGAGCCAAGAUGCAGCAGCAGCUGGAUGAGUACGAGCAACUGCUGGACGUCAAGCUAGCGCUGGACAUGGAGAUCAACGCGUACCGGAAGCUGCUGGAGGGAGAGGAGGAGAGGCUGAAGCUGUCUCCCAGCCCCUCGGCUCGUGUGACGGUGUCCCGGGCCUCCUCCAGCCACAGUGUUCGCACCGCGCGAGGGAAGAGGAAGCGUGUGGAUGUGGAGGAGUCCGAGGCCAGCAGCAGCAUCAGCAUUGCUCACUCCGCGUCUGCCACUGGAAGCGUCUGCAUCGAUGAGCUGGACGUGGAUGGGAAAUUCAUCCGCUUGCACAACAGCUCUGAGCAGGAUCAACCCAUGGCAGGAUUUCAGCUGACUAGGACUAUCGGGGAUGUUUCUGCUACGUAUAAAUUCACUGCUAAAUACGUGCUGAAGGCUGGACAGAAAGUAACGAUCUGGGCAUCUAAUGCAGGCGUGAGCUCCAGCCCUCCUGCAGACCUGAUCUGGAAGAGCCAGAGCUCGUGGGGGAGCGGCGAGAACGUUAAAGUGCUUCUGCUGAGCCCAGGAGGAGAGGAAGUGGCUGUGAGGAGCACAGUAUUCAGGACUGCAGUGGAGGAGGAAGAUGAGGAAGAAGCGGAAGCUGAAGUCAUUGAGGAGCGUUUCUUUCACCAGCAGGAGGAUCCUCGUACCGCCAAGAGAGGCUGUGCGAUCAUGUGAUCAACUCUACAGCCAAUCAGAGCAGGCAGCUGAACCACCAUAAAGCUUCCUGUGUGGUCUUUUCAGAGUGAAGUCUUUCUUUUCUUUAUUUUGAAUUAUGCUUUUUAAAGUCUUUCACUUCAGUUUGUUUUCAGAUUUUGUGAAAUGUCUAUCAGCCUCAAUUUAAAGAACCAAAUGUUUUUCUUUUCAUGUGCAAGUUGUAACUGUGAGGACUCUUUUCUAGACUCGUCCACGUCAGAUUCUGUGACUAACCCUUUUUUUUUUUUUUUUUUUUUUGAAAUCAUGUUUAUAUUAAUUUUAUAAGAUUGCAUUUUAGGUCUCUUUUAUAGACAGUUUUUAUAAUGGCUCAGUUUUUAGUGAGUUUAUUACGGACCGAUACAUUUGCAUGCUAGUUUGAAUGAUAUUAAAGUUUGUGAUUGUAUUUAAAGCAGCUGUUCAAAAGUAAUUCACUACAUGAUGGCGGGCCUGACGCGUCUCUUCAGCAGCGCAUGAUCGACAGCCUGUCACAUGAUCCGCUCCAACUGCAAGACUUCACUCAGUCCUCAGAUUUCAGGGAAAUGUAGCACAAGUGACUUGGUUUUCUGUGUGUGAGGUGUAGGGUGUUUAUUAGAUGUGAUGUAUGAACCGCUGUCAUUAUUCCUGCUGAAGAGAUGCAGUUUUGGGCCUGAAACUCCUCUUUCUCUUUGACUGUAUAUUAGCGCUCCGUGUCAGAUCUAAUAUGAUCGCUGGACGCAGUGGGGAAGCUAUGAAACCUCCAGAUUCAGUACUGUAUUUUUUUUUUUACAGAUUGUCAGAGCUGAAAUGUUUUGUAUUGCUUUCGUCUGUACUAUCUAACCAACACUAGCCUUACGCAUUUGUUUUAAUUUGAGGUUUAAUCUUUUAUUUUAAGAAUUGUCACAUGCAUGCUUUAUUUUUCUGCAGCCUUUAUAUUUCAAAUGAUCAAAUAAAGUGUUGACUAUU
Sinocyclocheilus grahami is the source of this 3059-nucleotide messenger RNA. It is a transcript of the gene lmnb1, whose product is annotated as lamin B1. Gene Ontology annotation, molecular function: structural constituent of cytoskeleton. The record is from RefSeq and is a predicted model, not a curated record. Gene Ontology annotation, biological process: heterochromatin formation; nuclear pore localization; nuclear migration. Gene Ontology annotation, cellular component: nuclear lamina; nuclear envelope. Lineage: Eukaryota; Metazoa; Chordata; Actinopteri; Cypriniformes; Cyprinidae. The transcript is spliced from 12 exons. The coding region runs from base 324 to 2099 and encodes 591 amino acids.